Xiphias gladius (swordfish) is the source of this 6053-nucleotide messenger RNA. It is a transcript of the gene map3k3, whose product is annotated as mitogen-activated protein kinase kinase kinase 3. NCBI's taxonomy places the organism in Eukaryota, Metazoa, Chordata, Actinopteri, Istiophoriformes, Xiphiidae. Gene Ontology annotation, biological process: protein phosphorylation. The record is from RefSeq and is a predicted model, not a curated record. Gene Ontology annotation, molecular function: ATP binding; protein kinase activity; protein binding. The transcript is spliced from 17 exons. Bases 1438 to 3291 code for a protein of 617 amino acids.
UACGUAGGGACGACGGAUAGUCAAGCAUUUGGAAAACAUGGAUACAAGCCUGGAGAACACUUUUUCAUGACUUGCUGGAGGCAUGAAAGCGGGUUCCGGUUCCGAUGUUUUUCUGUCAGGAAGUUUGACGUAUGCGGCUGAGGCUCAUCUCUUGCUUUGUUUUGGUUGGUGAGAGCGGCGGGACCGUCGUCGGCCGCGGACACCGUGCGACAACUUUGCGACCGUGUCGUCGAGAAAGACCGCGUCUCCCCCUCCCCACCCCUCACCCCUCUCCGCUCACACUUGGGAGUCAGUUCGGUUUCUUGUGCGAAUGCUCCAGGAGCCGUAAUUCGAGAGUCCGAAGCGCUGCGAAGUCUGAACCUCGAUGGAGUUCAUCCAACUUGACUUCGCCUCACACAACAAAAUCGAGUCUACUUGUAUAAUAAGCACAUAUAGGUUGUAGUUAUUUUCGGUCGGGUUUUUGCUACAGGUCUGAACUCCAUUAUGUCGCUGCCUGAAUCGAGUGUCCCUGUACUUUUGUUAUAGCUCAGCGAUAGGCCUUUUAUUUAUUCCCAUAUGAUUGCGUUUGGAUCCGAGCUCGGGUUGCCAUGCGAGGCAGUUAUAUCCAGUACUGUCACGAGCGCAAAGGUCUUUCCAGCCUAGAAUAUCUUGGACUCAAACUUGGCAACACGGGGAAGGAAAAUCUGCAAACUUAGCAGGAAGAGAGGCCAUCAAAAAAAAAAAAAAAAAAAAAUCACGGAAAUCGUACGAUCUUUUCCUCCGGCGACCCGUUCCUCGCAAAUGGAUUUCAUACGGGCCACACGGUUACUGUUACACCUCGUUUGGUAGUUUUCUGUUUGAACCAAACGCGGCCGUGGGGAUACAGCUCUGUGUCCCGCAAGCCCGAGAGCGCUGGCUGGGACUUCUGAAAAUGUUUUGGAAACUCGAGUUUCCCCCAAAGAUCCGAGGCUGCAGCGGACCAGAGGUUUGUCUUUGUGCCACAGCUGGAACGGUCUGAUGUGGGCUUUUCCAUCGGAACAUUUUCUGUGUAAAACACACAGCCGUCUGAUGUGACCGUGUUUGUUUUUUACAACCUGGAAAGUAUCUGCUUGUGUUGUUGCUCCCAACUUUCCGUUGAAGAAGACAAGCCCCCGUUACCUGUGGAGCGGGGGGAGGGGGGUCGGCCCGGCCAUGGCGCCCUCACGCACGCGCACACGCACUCUGGGCGGCGCGUCGGUCUGACUGAGGACACCGAUGGACGUGAACAACGCGUGGACCUACUGCGUCACCUCUGCCGCGAGACACGGGUGACCGGUCUCGCGCUGACCGAGGUCGUCUAGGCGACAGGUGAGGGUCGUGAGCUGUGCACGUGACAGGGACCACAGGUACAGGCUGUGGCACAGCAGAGACAAGAUUCAGAAGACCGGCUUGUAGACCACAUACGCAAACAUCACCACAAUGAAUGAGAGGCAGGCUCUCCACUCUAUCAUGAAGGACCUGGUUGCCCUCCAGAUGACGCGGCGCCAGCCUGUGUUGUCAUAUGACAACAGCAAGCCCAAGAUACCAGCUCAGACCAACAGACAGGAUGAUGUCAGGAUAAAGUUUGAGUUCUCCGGAGAGAGACGGAUCCUGGUGUUUGGACGGCCUGUGCAGUUUGAGGAAAUCCAGCAGAAAGUGAAGACUGUCUUUGGGCAGCAGUUAGACCUGCAUUAUAUGAACAAUGAGUUGUCCAUCCCUCUGCAGGAUCAGGAUGACCUGGACAAGGCAAUUGACCUGCUGGACCGAAGCUCCAACAUGAAGAGCAUCAGGAUCCUGCUGCUCACUCAGGAGCAAAGCAACGCCUCCUCCCCCUCCCACCAUGUGCCGUGUAAACAGGUGAGGAUCAAGUCCUCCCAGUCCACUGGAGACGUUAGCACGGUGUACCAAUCCGUCGAGCCAAGAGGGCGCCACCUAUCAACCGGUUCUCAGAACACGGGGCGUAGCUCACCUCCUCCUGGCUAUGUGCCUGAGCGCCAGCAGAGGAUCGCCCGCCAAGGUUCAUACACCAGCAUAAACAGUGAGGGGGAGUUCAUCCCUGAGACCAGCGAUCAGUGUGUGCUGGAUCCCUGGAGCAGUGCAGAGAAUUCUGUCUCUGGAAGCUGUCAGUCUCUGGACAGCAACUCAGACAGCCCCUCAUUUAGGAAGUCUCGCAUGCACAGAGCAAAAAGUUAUCCCGAUAAUCGUCAGGAGUGCUCAGACAGGGAGAAUCAUGUGUAUGACAGGGUAGCGGGAAAGGGAGGGACCUAUCCUCGUAGGUAUCAUGUCUCCCUGCAUCAUAAGGACCACAGUGAAGGUCGUCGAACAUUUCCACGGAUUCGUCGCCCCCAGGGGAACCUGUUCACUCUUGUGCCUUCACGCCGGUCACUCAACGGCAGCGAAGAGAGUCUGGGCAGCUGGCAGCUACCCGAUGCCCAGGGCAGGCUCCGUCCCCAGGAGCGCUCUGUUGCCCAUAAGUCACCCAGCGCUCCAGUGACGUGGCGCCGUGGGAAGCUUCUGGGCCAGGGAGCGUAUGGACGGGUUUACCUGUGUUACGAUGUUGAUACUGGGAGAGAGCUGGCUGCCAAGCAAGUCCAGUUUGAUCCUGAAAGUCCUGAGACCAGCAAGGAGGUCAGUGCUUUGGAGUGUGAAAUCCAGUUGCUGAAAAAUCUGCAUCACGAGCGCAUCGUUCAGUACUAUGGCUGUCUGAGAGAUCACAAUGACAAGACCCUCACUAUUUUCAUGGAGUACAUGCCGGGGGGUUCAGUCAAAGACCAGCUGAAGGCCUAUGGGGCCCUGACAGAAAAUGUGACCCGGAAGUACACAAGACAGAUCCUGGAGGGCAUGUCCUAUCUGCACAGCAACAUGAUCGUACACAGGGACAUCAAAGGUGCUAACAUCCUACGGGAUUCCGCGGGCAACGUGAAGCUUGGAGAUUUUGGUGCCAGCAAGAGACUUCAGACCAUCUGCAUGUCUGGCACCGGCAUCCGCUCAGUGACCGGCACCCCCUACUGGAUGAGCCCGGAGGUGAUCAGUGGAGAAGGCUACGGCAGGAAGGCCGAUGUCUGGAGCCUUGGUUGUACAGUGGUGGAGAUGCUGACAGAAAAGCCUCCAUGGGCUGAAUAUGAGGCCAUGGCAGCCAUAUUCAAGAUAGCCACCCAGCCCACCAACCCACUUCUACCCUCGCACACCUCUGACCAGGCCCGGGACUUUAUCCGCUGCAUCUUUGUGGAGGCCAAACACAGGCCGAGUGCUGAGGAACUGCUCCGUCAUCCCUUCUCCCAGGUUCUGUGCUGAAGCCUGCCUGGUUUCUGAACUUUAACCACAGAGUAGCACAGUAGCCUCAGCAAUAGCUGUAGCUUCCUUGAAACCUAUCCAUGACGGAGGACCAGAUGUGGAACAGGCCUGGAUGUGAGUGUUAAACCCACCGGGCCUCUGCUGCCAUGCAGAUGCUUCCAAGAAGAGUCAGUGUCCACUCAAACAAAUCCAAAGAAGCGACAGUUUGACAGCUGCAGUCAACGCAAUGCCUUGAAAACCAAUGCAAGUACAUGCUCGGACAAAAGUCACCACCAGGGGGAAACAAAACACAGAUGAAGUAUCUGGUGGGGUGUUGAUCUUUGUCACAUACAAACACACAGAUGCAAACACUCCAAAAGCAGAAUCAUAGAGUCAUAGCUCAUGCACCAGUUGUGUCUUCAUAAAGUAUCCGCUCCUCUGUUUACAUAAACUUGUUGGGCAGUUACGAGAAAUGCCAGGAAGUGUUUGACUUUUAAAUAUUUACCUGAGCACACCAUUUUAAAGCUACAGCAGGCCUAAAGCUCAAGUUUGCCCGGUGGGUGAUGAACGCCGCUGGUGCACUACAGUGUUUGGACGGACUGUCCUCUUUUUUUUUUUUUCCAACUUUGGCAACAUUUGCAACUUGUAACUACGUCCUGUUUCUGUUCCUGGUUUGGAACAAAGAAAAGUCCAAAAAAAAAGUCUACACAAAUAUGUAACCAUUUCUGGCUACAUAUUUGUGUAGACUUUCAGUAAAACAAAGAUGAAGUGAUAUCACAUGGAGUUAUGUGUAGAGUAGCUACACUGGAGUUUAAUAGCAAAGUAAUGUUUAGCUAUUGAAAACAUCAAUAGUAAAUAAGCUAAGGCAUGUUUUGGUUUCAUCCCCUCAGAAGAAAGAGAUCAUGGUUUAGCAUGGCUUACCAUUCAGAAAUUCACGAUAAGAGCCAAAUACACAAAUUUCUCCACUGUCAGUAUCCUCGAUAGACUAUGGUGCACCACAGCUAAUAGCUCCAGUCUGUGGCUCUCAUGUACAGUGUUACCAUUCAAGUCACAGACCUAUACAUCUAUGCAUGUUUCUCUGAAAAACAAUUAUGCGCUGAUCAUUGAAAAACCGUUUAACGACACCUGCACUGCUCUGACGGUAUUUCAGGAAUACUCAAAGAUUUAAAAAAAAAAAAAAAAGUUCUGUCUGGUGGAUGAUAAAAAGAUUUUUAACAUGUUUGUCCAGUUGCGACCGUAUUUCUUUUCUAGGUUGUCAGAAAGUGCCUACUUUAUGUCCUUGCUCUUUUUGUACAACGCAAGAAAAAUAUCAACAUUAUUUUUCUGUGAGAAUAUACAAUGAUAUAAAGUAACAUCAAUAUAUAGGCAAUUAUAUGACUGAUAACAAAAAUGUAAAAAUGAGUUUCAGAUUGUAUAAAUUAGGCGAAGACGUAUGUCAUUUCUAGCUAUCCUCUUUCUUUGGAUCAGGAAACAGUCGCAACCUCUUAAAGUGACUCUGCUCACUCUUGUUCUACCUGUUGCCUCAGUGGGACUUAUCCUUUUCGACCUGCCAUCUUUCUCUUUCAGCUCUUCAGUAUUACAGUUGUUCUCAGCCUACAAAGUGCCAAAAUGGGACAGAUAAAGAAUCAUGGUAUGGACUAUCAGUUAUUUGUGAGAGUGAAGCAGACAGUGCUGUUUAUGGCCAGAAAAGAAUACAACCUAAAGGCCUGAAUUUGUCACUCCCAUUGCCUUAUUUUAAGAUCAUACUGUCCACGUGUUUCUGGCCUAAACGUCCCUGACUGAGAAGCCUUUGCUUAAGGAUCAAUUUUAAAUCAGAUGCACUUUUAUGUAAAAUGAAUGUUGUGGGGGGUUUUGUUCUCUUUACCAAAUUUGAUUUUGUUUUUUAACUUCAAAUGUGAAAAUUGUUUCACUUUUUAUUUAUACCCCCAUGUCCAUUCCAAUUAGAUUUUAUAAGCAAAUAUAUAUGUAUAAAUAUAUUUUUUAUAUUUAGACUGUGUCAAAUCUAAUGAUACUUUCAGGACAUAGUGUCGUUAAAAGUAAAUCGUUGAAAGCAGCUGGUUUUGCAGACAUUACAGAAUUGGGGUUUAUAAAUGAAAAAUGGAUGGAAAACGAACUCUGGCGGCCUGGUUCUUGUCCAGCUCCUAAAAAUUUCCAGGCAUCCAUAGCUAUACAUUUAGAUGACAGUAUUAACUGACAGCUUAUGGAAACUUUGCAUCAUUUGGCCACAAUACUUUGCAACAUCAAUGAGGUCUCAUGAAUGAAACCUUUAAAGGCUAAAUUUACAAAAGAAAAGGCUGGGAAUAUUUCUUGUGUUUUCUCAGUGUUAUUAAAACAUAAUUAAGCGGUGUUUGUGAGCCAAAGACAAACAGGACUAAAGCCAGCGCUGGAUGUCAGAGUUCGCUGUUCAACCCAGAUGACGACUUUGUUUAUCCCAGGGUUCAGACAACGAGUCCAGUAUUAAAUGCCUUCAGGGCAAAGGGCUUGCUGCUGCCUUGACGCUAAUACGUUGAUAUUUCUGUGGGGCUGCAACUUGCUAAAGGCAGCUAAAACAAGUUCAGUGUUGAAAAAGAUGUGGUUCUAAGAAAAAGGCCCUGGGAUAAGCAAAUGAAUACAAACUAGUUGUUAGAAAUUAUAUAUGUAAAUGUAUGAUUAUGUAUCAUGACAGGACUUGCAGUGCAAAGUCUAAUGUAUCAAAUUUAUUUUACAGCAAGAAAAGAAUAGUAUGUUUAAUGAGUGUUUUUAUAUAUAUAUAUAUGUGUGUGUGUGUGUGUGUGUGCUUGUGU